Vitrella brassicaformis is the source of this 5981-nucleotide messenger RNA. Lineage: Eukaryota; Vitrellaceae. The record is from the annotation of a GenBank genome assembly.
CUCUUUCUGUCCCAGUGUGUCAGCGUGUACCCUACAAGAUGCCCGUGUCCGAAGAGGAGGCAAAGGAUCAUGGAACGUGAGCAUGGGACGGAGAGAGAGAAAGAGCAGACGCGACGCAUUCAUCAACUCAUACAGACAGAGGAGAGAGGGAGAGAGAGGGCUCACAUGCACACCGAUGAACGAAUGCCGGCCGGAAGCCAUGUGUGUCAGAGUAAUUGAUUGCUGUGAUUGCUUCGCUAUUGUUGUUUCUUGCUGCAGGUGGAGCAAAGUGCGUAGGCUGGGUGGCUAUGUGCAGCAUCUCAUGGAAGCCGACGAAGACACCGAGCACCUCUACACUGCAUCGGGCUUCCCAAAGGCAGGCAGCCACACCACACCACAGCCGAGAAGCCACCUCCUACCCUACUUUCUGUGUGUCUGUGUGUCUGUGUGUCUGCAGGGGACGGAGCAGUUCCCGCUGUGCUGCAACAACCUUGAGUUCGCCGAGCUGGGCGCGGGUUUCCCGAUGUACUUUGACUUCUUGAAGCAGCUGGUGCUGCUCCUGGUGGGCUAUUUCAUCCUCAUGGUCCCUGCCAUGGUCGUCUACGGCCAAGAGAACAAACUCAGUCACAAAGAGGACGGCUGGAAGGAAGAGUCGAGGCUCGGAGGUAGGAAGGAGUUUUGUUUGAUGAGUUAAUUGGUGGUUGUGUGAUGUGAUGUGGUGUGGUGUGUCUGCCUGGGCGUCUGUGUGUUGUAAUCAGAUUUGCUGACGGCGGGGAAUUUGGGCAGGAACAAUGAGGGCACCCAGCUGCCCACCAUCGCAAUGGCAUGUGUGGCCAUCUUCACACUCGUCAUUCGUACGUCUGUCUGCAAAAUCAAGCAAACGGCACACACACAUUCACACCACACCCUGCAUGGCCACCAUCCCAUCCACUGCUGUGUGUGCCUGUCCCUCCCUUCCCCCCUCCCUCCCUCCCUCCCUCCCUCCACAUGUCCCUCUCUCUCUCCAGUUGUUCACUUCAACCGUCGUCAGGAGUGGAUGCGGCGCAGUGUUGACAAGGAGGCCUGCCACCCCAACGACUUCGCAAUCAUGAUCAGAGGGCUCCCGCCGGACGCCAUUGACGAAGAAGAAAUCAGGUAGGCAGGCAGGCAACCAAACCACACACACCAAUAUACAUUCUGUACAGGGCAGGGAGGGACAGCAGAGCAGAGCAGGGCAGCCAAUGGGUGUCUGUCUGUCUGUCUAUAGUGUGUUCUUCGAGGAGCAUGCGACUCCAGGUGACGAGUCGGUGCCCGUCGUCAAGGUGGUCGUCGGCUUCGACGUCGCCGAACACUUCGCUUUACAAGAGCGGAAAAAGAAGAUCGAGAUCGCCAUAGGCAAGAAAGCCAAACAGAAGACCAGACAGAGGGGACAGGUAUGUAGGGAUGGCUGCCUGCCUGCCACAGCACAAUCUAGCAUUGUUUUGAUCGAUCUUUGGUGGCAUUUGAAAGUGAGUGGGUGAGUGUUGUCAUGUCAAUCAGUGUCUGUGCGUGUGGUCUGGUGUGCGUCAGGAUCGGUCAGAGCGGACAGUGGCGGCGGACACGGAUGCCGAGGGCGGUGGUGGUGCUGCCGGCGGCUGCUGCUCCUGCCUCUUCGGCGGCGAACAUCUUGAGAUGAGGGUCAGGCAGUCAGUCAGGCAGUUUCACGUGUGUGUGUGUGGGUGUGUGGGUGGAUCCCCUUUGCCUUUGUCUUUGUGUGUGUAUGUGGUGCACUGUAGGACAUGUCAGCCCUGAGGGCUGAGCUGGAGAAUGUCAAGGCACAGAUCGCACAGAUGAGCCAACUCGACUCGCAGAACACACUCAAGUUAGUACUUAAGAGAAAUAGAUACAAAGAUCAGUCAGUCCAGCUCCUCCAUGUCCCUCCCUAAUGCAUUCAAUGUGUGCACACGUCACUGCACUGCAGGGGGUCGGGCUACGCCAUCCUCAUACUCAAGAAAGAAGCGGUGCGGUGCGCACCUCACUUCCUUCUGGCCAGAGAGGCAUUCUUUCCUGCAUUGGUUGAUGUGAUCUCUCUCUGCCCAUCCACACACGCGUGUCGGGCUCUUUGUUUCCUUACUUCAUUUAGGAUCAGCGCAGCUGUCUGGACCGUUGGAGCAACGACUUGUGGGUGCAGCUCCAUCGGCUCACCUGCGGCCUUAUUCCCACAAACCUGCCCAAGUUCAGGGGCAACAUCGACCUCAGGGUAGGUUUGUGAAUGGCAGGCAGGCAACACACGUGCAGUGUGUGCACAUAUGGAUGGAUAGAUGAUUUUCCAUCUCUAGUUUUUUCUUUCUCUGUGUGUGUGAGUUAAGGUUGAGCGUGCUCCGAACCCUGAUGACAUUGUGUGGCACAACAUGGUACGUGCGGUGCGCAUGGGCUCACACACACCUGUCAGGUGUGUGUGAAGACACAAAUGAUGGAUGGAUGUCCUCUCGUGCCUGGGUGUGUGGUCAGGGCUUCACUGACAUGCAGCGGCUGCAGGCAAAGGUCGGACUGACUGACUGACGGCCACCCACACACCCAACAAACAUACACUGACACACACACCAAAUGCUCCUCUCUCUCUCUCUCUCCCUGUGUGUGUGUGUGUGCAGCUCAAGACCUAUGGCAUUGUGAUCUUUCUGCUUGGGGCAUCCUUCGGCGCCACCUACGGCCUCACCAUCGCCAACAAAGAGCUCGUCAAGGCCGAAGUGAGUGAGCAGAGACCCAAAGCAAACAAACAGCCAACGGCACUCUCUCCUUGUCUCCUUGUCUCCUCGUUGUUUAGCUCGGGGGAAGCAUCGUGACGUUUGUGCUGUCGAUGCUGCUGGUUGGCGUGAUAGCAGGCAUCAAUGUGGGCCUCCAGUCGCUCAUCUCCUACCUCGUGCCCUACCAAAGACACGUCACUGUCACCGGACGAGACGUACGUGCGCGGGGAGGGCACGCACACACAGAGAGACAAGCCGUCACAUAUAUACAGCUGUCCGUGUGUGUGUAUGUGUGUGUGUGUUGGCCAGGCGAGCGAGAUGAACAUGCUGACAGCGGCAUUGGUGCUCAACACGGCACUCAUACACUUUAUCAGCAACAUCAACCCCAAAGAAUGGUCAGUCGCUUACCACACAACACAACACAACACAACACAACCACAAACACCCGCACCGCAUCCGCUGUGUGUCCGUCAUCCCUCCCUCCCUCCCUCCCUGUCUCUCUGUCUGUCUGUCUGCAUGGGACGGGAAGGUACGCGGCAGGCGGGUUGAUGCAGAACAUGUUGCUGCAGCUGUGCUUCAACGCCGUCAUCGUGCCCUUCUUCUAUCUACUCGACCUCACAUCCUGGGUGGGUGGGCGCGGCGGUCGGUCGGUCUGUCUGUCUGUGGUUUGGCCGUUGCUGGCUGGCAUGUGACUGACGACCACACCCUGUGUGUGUCAGUUCCGUCGCCUGUUGGCCAACCGGAUAGUGAAUAAAAUUGGUGUCGAGAAGACCAAAAUGACCCAGGAGCAGUUCAACAAAUACUACGAAGGACCCGCCUUCGACACGAGCAGACGGUACGGUGGGGCGGUGGGAACACACACAUUCCCGGCAAGCAGUACUGGUUGAGGGCUCAUCUGUGUGUGUGUGUGUCAGAUAUGCGAAUAUUCUGAAGACCUUUACGGUGACGGCCGUGUACCUGCCGGUGCUGCCCCUCGGCACCGUCGUCUCCAUCUUCGCACUCAUCAUCAUGUACUGGGUAGGGACGUAUGGUGGCCACUUACACACCGACAGACAGACAGACAGACAGACACGUACCGUACAUGUGAACGAACGCUCCACCAUGUCACCCAACAGGUGGACAAGUUCAUCCUCCUUCGGUGGUGCGUGCGCCCCUAUGUGCAGUCCUCAUUCCUUGCCGACAACGUACGCACACACACACAGACACAUCCACACACCCGCAGGCAGCACAGGGGCACACACACACAGACGCAGGUCCGUGUGUCAUUCAUGCGUCCACCUGGCAGGCCAACAGGAUCGUUCGUCUGGUGGCCAUCUUCAUUCCUGUGUUCGCGCUGGCCUUCCUGGGGCCCUCUCUGGGCGGCGAUGCGCGUCGACUGAAUCGCACUCUGUGCCUCAUGCUGCUGGCUGCGGCAGUGGUGCUCUUUGUCUUCCCCAUCAGCUGGCAGCGACACCUUUGCCUCACAUACUGGUGCCAGGUAGGUACGGUUGCAGGUCUGGUCUGUGUGGGGGCAUCUGUCCCUGUCCCUGUCCCUUGUUCCGUCAGCGUCGUGUGAGCAGUGAGGUUGAUGCGUUCAGCGGCGAGUCGUAUUACGUGGCGCAGUACAACUGGGCGGUCAACACGCUGUACCACACCACCAACCCCAUUUACAAGGCCCUUGGGGAGGAGCUCAACCCGCCCAUCCUCGCCGACCCUGACGCCGACACCGAGGACAUCUCACCUGUCGCACACAACAACAACCAGGACCAGGGUGGCGACCGGGGACACAUUCUCAAGAGAAAAUGUAUGUCAGUCAGCAAGACAACACAACGAGAGAGAAAGGAAAGGCGUAUAGUGUGUGAAUCCACCGGUGUGGUGUGCGUGUACUGUGUUGUGUUGUGAUGUUGGUGCACCCAGCGAGCAACAUAGCGUUUCAGAGCAUCGGUGCGGCUCGUCCGAGUCAGCAGCACGGCGGCAAAGCCAUCCAGGGGGGGCAGAUCAACUUGCAAAGCGUCAUCCAACAGGUGCGGCGCGAUGCGGACACACAUGCCAUCCACCCGUCCCGUCCACAUGGAUGUAUGUGUGUGUGCUGUUGGGUUGGCGUCGGUUGCCUUGCCUUGCCUUGACUGCACUCACUGCAGGCGGCCUCUGCUGCUGCGACAACUCAGACCCAAGGGCUGAACUUCAGGCAGAUGUACGUGGCCCAGAUGCCAAACAGAAUCACCAACCAGGUCAGUCGGGUAGCUUAAGCAGCUAGACAUACUUGCUCCCUCCCUCCCCAGACACACACACACAGAACCACUCACACACAACCACUGCACAGGUGUAGUGUACGGAUGCGUGUCUCUCUCUCUCUCUUGCUGUGCUGUGUGCAGGCUGGCCGUAUGUCGACGGCCCAGCCGCCAGUGGUGAAUAUGGGUGGGCCGCACACUCAGGUAUACGGCCAGCCGCAGCAGCAAUUCGUCCCUCCACAGGGCGGGCCCUUCAUCCACCAGCAGCAACCACACAACCCCGCCUACGUGCAGCAGCAGCAGCAGCAGCAGCAGGCGCCUCAGCCAGUGUAUGUGCAGCAGCCGCCCCAGCCGGCAUACGUGCAGCAGCAGCAGCAGCCGCAGUACGUGCAGCACCAGCACCAGCAGCAACCAUACAACCCAACACAGGUAGGUACCGUACGAACGUACCGAUUGAUUAGUGAGUGAGGAAGGAGUGGAUGGAUGGAUGGAUGGAUGGACAUCUGUGUGUUCGGGUGGGGUGGCUGCCAUAUGCAUGGCAGGUGUACCAUCAGCCCCUGGUCUAUGGGGCGCAGCAGCACCAGCAGGUGCCAAUCCAGCAGCAGCAGGGGUUCCUCACCAACCAGGCGAAUAUGCGCAGAUAGCUGAUCGAUGGCGACUCCCUUGGCCAUUCCCUGCAUGGCUGCUGCCCCUUGUACGAAUGAAUGGAUCGGUGUAGUGUAAUGGCGCCCCCAACGAACAGGCAGGCAGAGGUGGAUGGAUGGAUGGAUAGAUGUGUGUGUAUAUGAUGUGCUGUGCGUCUGUCUGUCUGUCUGUUGCCUGUGUGUCGGUCGAUCGAUGGAUGGAUGUACAUACAUCAUGAUGUGUGUCUGUAUGCCUGGGGGCACAUGGCAUAUGGCGGUGGUGUCUUCCUUCAAUUCGCACCGCACGGUGAGACGUUCCAUGGCCGCCCUAUUUAUUUGCUUUCCACUCGUCGAUCGUGUGGACGUCUCACUGAUCGGCACACACCCGUGGGCUCCCUCCCCUGAGUGGGUGCAGACUUGAGACAUGCGUCUAAAUCACACUCGAGGCACACGUACGUUCAUUCUUU